AUGCAGAAAGAGCCAUCACUGUACGAUAUUGUCAUUGUUGGGGCCGGACCAGUUGGGUUACUAUUGUCUGUUUCUCUGUCGAGAUGGGGUUACAAAGUCCGACAUAUCGACAACCGGCCUGUGCCGACGGCGACUGGACGCGCAGACGGGAUUCAGCCACGAACAUUAGAGAUGCUCAAGAACAUGGGACUCAAACGAAAGAUCAUGGCGUAUGAUCCAGCACGAGUAUUCGAAGUGGCAUUCUGGGACCCCGCGCCAGGAGGCAAGAUUGUGAGAACCGGCACGUGGGCCAGUUGUCCCGAGUUCCUCGAUGCAAGGUACCCGUUCACAGCACUCCUGCACCAGGGCCUCAUUGAAAGGGUCCUGAUCGAGGAUUUGGAGAAGAAUGGAACCCGAGUUCACCGGCCAUGGACGAUUACGCGAUUCGAGACCAACCACGCCAACCCGGAGUAUCCGGUCGAAGUGGAUCUGAAGAAUCUCGACAGCAACGUUACCGAGACAGUGAGAUCCAAAUACCUCUUCAGUGGUGAAGGGGCACGCAGUUUCGUACGAGAGCAACUAGGGAUCAACAUCCGGCACAAAGACCCCAUCUCACAUGUAUGGGGAGUGAUGGACGGAGUGGUGCGCACCAAUUUCCCCGACAUCAAGAUGAAAUGCACGAUCCACUCGGACCACGGCAGCAUCAUGGUGAUUCCGCGGGAAAACAACAUGGUGCGACUGUACAUUCAGAUAGCGAGCUCAACGGACCCUGAUUUCUCACCUCGGAAGACAGCAACUGUGGCCGAGGUGCAGGCGGCGGCCAAACGCAUUUUCCAACCCUACUACUGCGACUGGGACCGAGUGGAAUGGUACUCGGUGUAUCCGAUCGGACAGGGGAUCGCAGAUAAAUACACGCUCGACCACCGCGUGUUUAUGGGCGGCGACGUCUGCCACACGCACUCGCCCAAGGCCGGACAGGGGAUGAACACGGCGUUCCACGACGCGGUCAACUUCGCAUGGAAGAUGCAUUUGGUGGAAUCCGGGUUCGCCAGCCGCGACAUCCUGUCGACGUACGAGGUGGAGCGCAAGUUCAUCGCCGAGACCCUACUCAACUUUGACAACAAAUACGCCGCUUUGUUUUCGCAGCGCCAGCCCACCGCGUCUGAAGUCCAGGAUGCACAUAGCCACAGCCACGACAAUCAGGCCUCAAAAAAGGAGUCCACCAAGAACGAAUUCGUCGAAAUGUUCAAAGCCAACUGCGAGUUCACGGCCGGAUUUGGCGUAGCCUACAACGGCAAUAUCUUCAACCAUUCGGCCCAGCACCCGUUCCAACAUCCACUCAUCAUCACGAAUUCACAACACCUACGACCUGGCCGCAUCAUGCCACCAGCGAACGUGACCCGAGUCGUCGACGCCAACGUCGUACACCUCGAGAACGAGAUCCCAUACAACGGCGCAUUCCGCCUCUUCAUCUACGCCGGUCUAUCGCAGUCGCCGAAACGGGGCCAGCACCAGGCCCUACUUGAUCUGGCCACGGGCCUGACAAGUCCCCAAUCAUUCUACACCCGCUUCGCCUGCGCUAACCGCCAGCGUGACAACCAUCACGACAUGGAUAACCCGCACUCGCGGUUCUUCUCGCUCUGUCUGACCCUCGCGGCUAAAAGGCCCGAGAUCGAGAUCUCCGAGCUCCCGGAUCUGUUCCACGACUACGCGGGUCGCGUCUAUGCUGAUGACCGCCGCGAUAUGCGGGUUCCCAAUGCCCCGGCCGCCGCACAUGCCAAGAUGGGCUUGACUGGGCCCGAAGGUGCUGUUGUCGUCGUUCGUCCCGAUGGCCAUGUCGGCGUCGCCGUCAGACUCGUCGAGGGUCCUGGCACCGUGGAGGCUCUUGAAGGCUAUUUCCGCGGUUUUACGGUGGCUGAAGCAGACAGGAAGAGCGUUACCGACCCAUCGUCGUCAUCUUCUGGUUUGGGUGGUGGUGUCGAACAUGUUCGAUCGCAGCUAUGA
This is a messenger RNA of Exophiala dermatitidis NIH/UT8656, 1983 nucleotides long. RefSeq names its product FAD monooxygenase. The record is from RefSeq and is a predicted model, not a curated record. The transcript has a single exon. Bases 1 to 1983 code for a protein of 660 amino acids. NCBI's taxonomy places the organism in Eukaryota, Fungi, Ascomycota, Eurotiomycetes, Chaetothyriales, Herpotrichiellaceae. Gene Ontology annotation, molecular function: FAD binding.